UGCCAUUGCUGGGUGAAAACGUUACCAUUUAAAAAAAAAAGAGAAACUAAUAUAAUAAUAAUAUUUUUUAUCAACGGUUACUGUUUCUACAAUUUGUUUUUUCCAAUUUCUAAAGUUGAUACUAAACGGUUGAAUUCAUAAAUAUAAAAAUUUCAUGACUGUUUCCAUCUGUUUUUGUAAAAGUAAUAAAAUGAUGAUACUGUUUUCAACCAUUUAGGGCAUGUACAAUGGUUGUCAAUAGUGGUCUCUUAACGUCGCUAACUAGGAAUACUUGUUGAUAUGGAAGAAAGAGAAAAAGGAGAGACAAAAUAUCGUUGUCAUGCGUAACAACGGCUUAACAAUGACUCUUAAUCACUAUAAUAUUAAAAUAUGGUUGCACGAGGAUAAAAAAAUGGAAAGGAUAUUAACAAAAUGAAUAUUUUUCUAAGUUAAUGAUUAGAGCUUUUAUCGUCUCAACUGUCAUAAAGAAGUCUCUAAAUAAUCUUUUAUUUCUUAAGAGACUAUACUCAUCUCUACUGAACGUCUCCUUGGAGGUCUCGCGCGAUGUGCUCUCUCUUAAAAACUGAGUUCUUUUUAGGCCCAAAACUGGCCUUUCGAGGCCCAAACCGAACGAGCUGCAACUUCUUGGGCCAUGGUAGUAUUUUGGCCCAAAUUUAGAGACCAGAGCAAAACACUCGUCGUCGUCGCCGUCGCGUCCGCCGGAGCAUGCUUCGCCCUCGGCGGCGGCGGCGGCUUUCCGCGGCCGCGACAGCGAGUCGGCAGAUGCAGCAGGGCUAUCUGAGCCAACCACGGGUGGAAUGCGGUGAUUUUGAAUUUUGUCUACCUUGGCAUUGGAGCAGGAUUUGUUUCAACUCUUCGUAAGUGGCUUUCCAAUGCAACGAAAUUAGGACAUCUUAAUAUCCACUGUUGGACGGAAACCAUCUCUUUUUGGAUUACGAAUUUGAUGAAUAAUAGAGGUAUCAUGUUGGACAAUCACUGGAGAAAGGCAGGCUGCACGAAUCAGGGCAUUGUAUCUCAAGGCAAUACUUAGACAGGACAUUGCCUUUUUUGACAAGGAAAUGAGCACUGGACAAGUGGUUGAGAGGAUGUCAGGGGACACAUUCCUCAUUCAAGAUGCCAUUGGAGAAAAGAGUGGCAAGUGUAUACAACUCCUUUCUACCUUCUUUGGAGGCUUCAUUAUUGCAUUUGUGAGAGGAUGGCUCUUGGCACUUGUGCUGCUCUCAUGCAUUCCUCCAAUUGCGGUGGCCGGUGCUUUUGUGUCAAGGUUGAUGACAAGAAUCUCAACCCGCAUGCAAGAAAAGUAUGGUGAUGCUGGAAACAUUGCUGAACAGACUAUUGGGGCCAUUAGAACCGUUGCUUCAUUCAAUGGCGAGAAGCAAGCUAUAAACACAUAUAACAAAUUCAUAAGAAAAGCUUAUGAAUCUACUCUACAAGAAGGUGUUGUUAAUGGCCUUGGAUUAGGUACCGUAAUGGCAAUCUUGUUUUGCAGUUAUGGUUUGGCAGUUUGGUAUGGAUCGAAACUGAUAGUCAACCGUGGAUACAAUGGUGGCAUAGUUAUAAAUGUUCUAAUGUCUGUCAUGAUGGGUGCAAUGUCCUUAGGUCAGGCAACACCAUCAAUAACAGCUUUUGCAGAAGGUCAAGGAGCAGCAUAUAGAAUGUUUAAGACAAUCAAAAGACAGCCAGAUAUUGAUGUAUGUGAUACCAAAGGUAUCAUAUUGGAAGACAUCACGGGUGAUGUUGAACUGAAGGAUGUGUACUUCAGCUAUCCUACCAGGCCGGAAUAUUUGGUAUUCAAUGGAUUCUCCUUGCAAAUACCAAGUGGCAGAACAAUGGCCCUAGUUGGAGAGAGUGGCAGUGGAAAGUCAACUGUGAUCAGCUUGGUGGAGAGAUUUUAUGAUCCACAGUCUGGGGAAGUCUUGAUUGAUGGAAUUGACAUUAGAAGAAUGAAUCUGGGAUGGAUACGAGGAAAAAUCAGUCUUGUUAGCCAAGAACCAGUGUUGUUCUCAAGUACAAUCAGGGAAAACAUCGCCUAUGGGAAGGAGGAUCAAACUCUUGAAGAGAUCAAGAGAGCAGUAGAGCUUGCAAAUGCAGCAAAAUUUGUUGAUAAGUUGCCAAAUGGUCUUGAGACGAUGGUUGGGGAACGUGGAAUUCAAUUGUCCGGAGGGCAGAAGCAAAGAAUAGCAAUUGCUAGAGCAAUUAUAAAAAAUCCUAGGAUCUUGUUACUUGAUGAAGCAACUAGUGCAUUGGAUAUGGAAUCUGAGAGGGUAGUUCAAGAUGCUUUGAAUAGGGUAAUGCUUGAAAGGACUACAAUUAUUGUUGCACAUCGCCUAAGUACAGUGAAGAAUGCUGACGUGAUUUCUGUUCUACAGCAGGGAAAGAUGGUUGAACAAGGUUCUCAUGUAGAACUGAUGAAGAAACCUGAAGGUGCUUAUGCUCAGCUGAUCCAGCUCCAAGGGGCACAGCAGGAUGCUGAAAUCCAUAAUGACGACACUGACAUGAUAAUAAGAAGCGAUUCAGGCUCUAGGUCUAUAAAUGUAAAACCAAGAAGCCAAAGCACCUCAUUUAGGAGAUCAAUUACUAAAGGCUCCUCUUUUGGGCAUAGUGGCAGGCAUCCUAUCCCUGCUCCCCUUGACUUUCCAGAUCCCAUGGAAUUCAAGGAUGAUCUGGGCAUGGAGGAGACUACAGACAAAGUGCCUCGUGGCCAGAAGAAAGCUUCAAUCAGUCGACUGUUCUAUCUGAACAAACCAGAAGCUUUUGUUCUUGUACUUGGUUCUGUAACCGCGGCAAUGCAUGGACUCAUGUUUCCAAUAUUUGGCAUACUGAUCUCAAGUGCAAUAAAGAUGUUUUAUGAGCCACCAUCAGAACUCCUGAAGGACUCCAGGUUCUGGGCAAGCAUGUUUGUUGUGGUGGGAGCUUCUGCAUUUGUUCUGAUUCCAACCGAGUACUUCCUGUUUGGAUUAGCAGGUGGAAAGCUUGUGGAGCGUAUACGUUCACUGACAUUCCGAAGUGUCAUGCACCAGGAAAUCAACUGGUUUGACAAACCUGAACACUCUAGUGGAUCGAUUGGUGCAAGGCUGUCUGUUGAUGCUCUGAAUGUGAAGCGCCUUGUUGGAGACAAUUUGGCACUUAAUGUCCAGACUGUAUCAACUGUCAUAUCAGGUUUUACAAUAGCAAUGGUGGCAAACUGGAAGCUGGCAUUGAUUAUAACAGUGGUAGUUCCUUUGGUUGGUUUCCAAGCCUAUGCUCAAAUGAAGUUUUUGAAAGGUUUCAACAAAAACGCAAAGCUGAAGUAUGAAGAAGCAAGUCAAGUAGCAACUGAUGCAGUUGGAGGCAUCAGAACUGUGGCAUCAUUUUGUGCUGAGCAGAAAGUGAUAGAAGCAUAUGAGAAAAAAUGUGAAUCUCCAGUAAGGCAAGGAAUAAGGGAAGGUGUAGUUGGUGGCUUGGGUUUUGGCUUCUCCUUCCUUGUGUUCUACUUUACUUAUGCUCUCUGCUUCUAUGUUGGAGCAAAGUUUGUUCACCAAGGAGUGGCAACGUUUCCUGAAGUGUUUAGGGUCUUCUUUGUUUUAGUUUUGGCUACCAGUGGAAUCUCACGAACAAGUGCAAUAGGCGCAGACAGCACCAAGGCUAAUGAAUCAGCUGUUUCUAUCUUCGAAAUCCUUGACCGGAAAUCCAAGAUUGAUUCCAGCAGCGAGGAGGGUGUGGUCAUUGCAAGUGUGAGGGGUGACAUUGAGUUCCAUAAUGUGUGCUUCAAUUACCCCCUACGCCCAAAUAUUCAAAUAUUUAAAGAUCUCUCCUUGUGCAUUCCCUCUGGAAAGACUGUUGCACUGGUUGGAGAGAGCGGAAGCGGGAAGUCCACGGCGAUUGCGCUGCUUGAAAGGUUCUACGACCCGGAUACCGGCAAGAUCCUUCUUGAUGGGGUGGAUCUCAAGACAUUCAAGGUCAGCUGGCUUCGUAUUCAGAUCGGGCUCGUGGCACAAGAACCGGUAUUGUUCAAUGACACCAUCCACGCCAACAUAGCUUAUGGGAAGCAAGAACAGGCAUCUCAGGAGGAGAUCAUGGCCGCUGCCGAAGCAGCAAACGCGCACCAGUUCAUCUCGGCUCUGCCUGACGGGUACAGCACCGUCGUCGGCGAGAGAGGGAUCCAACUGUCAGGCGGGCAGAAGCAGCGCGUCGCCAUCGCGAGGGCCAUCAUGAAGGACCCCAAGGUGCUCCUGCUCGACGAGGCGACGAGCGCGCUGGACGCAGAGUCGGAGCGCGUGGUGCAGGAGGCGCUGGACCGGGUGAUGGUGGGGAGGACGACCGUGGUGGUGGCGCAUCGGCUGUCGACGAUAAAAGGCGCGGACAUCAUCGGCGUCCUCAAGAACGGGGCGAUAGUGGAAAAAGGGGGGCAUGAUGAACUGAUGCGGAUAAAGGAUGGAACCUAUGCUUCGCUUGUCGAGCUUAGUUCAAGUUCAAGGUAAAUCUUCUGAAAGCCUGAACAUUAUCACCUCUAAUAGUAUGAAAAUACUGACUUCUCCUGAAUAGAGUUUGUCCGCUGGUACUGAAAAUGGUCAUAUAUAUGUAAGUUUAUAGUAGGAAAAGCAAAGCUAUGCAUUCUAUAUUUAGUUGGAUGACAUGCACUGUUUUUCUCUAACUAAUUAAAUUUCGUUGUAUAUAUAUACCGGCAAUUCAGCAUAUGUGCAUCAGUGGAUGGUUUUGGAUGUUA
Messenger RNA from Oryza sativa Japonica Group (Japanese rice), 4705 nucleotides. The record is from RefSeq and is a predicted model, not a curated record. Lineage: Eukaryota; Viridiplantae; Streptophyta; Magnoliopsida; Poales; Poaceae.